Messenger RNA from Choloepus didactylus (southern two-toed sloth), 2448 nucleotides. Its product is annotated as aldo-keto reductase family 1 member C1 homolog. The record is from RefSeq and is a predicted model, not a curated record. Bases 1 to 756 code for a protein of 251 amino acids. Lineage: Eukaryota; Metazoa; Chordata; Mammalia; Pilosa; Megalonychidae. Gene Ontology annotation, biological process: steroid metabolic process. The transcript has 9 exons. Gene Ontology annotation, molecular function: aldose reductase (NADPH) activity; ketosteroid monooxygenase activity; steroid dehydrogenase activity. Gene Ontology annotation, cellular component: cytosol.
AUGGAUCUCAAACAUCGUUGUGUGCAACUAAACGAUGGUCGCUUCAUUCCUGUACUGGGAUUUGGCACCUAUGCACCGGAAGAGGUUCCUAAGAGUGAGGCAGAAGAGGGCACCAAGAUAGCAAUUGAUGCUGGGUAUCGCCAUAUUGAUGCUGCUUGUGCAUAUGAAAAUGAAGAGGAGGUUGUAUGGGCCAUCCGGAGCAAGAUUGCAGAUGGCACAGUGAAGAGGGAAGACAUAUUCUAUACUUCAAAGCUUUGGAUCACUUUCCUUCAACCAGAGUUGGUCCGACCAGCCUUGGAAAGCUCCCUGAGGAAACUUCAGCUGGACUAUGUCGACCUCUACAUUAUUCAUUUCCCAACAGCUCUGAAGCCUGGGAAGGAUCUUUGGCCAAAAGAUGAACAUGGAAAACUGAUAUUCCACACGGUGGAUCUCCAUGCCAUGUGGGAGGCCCUGGAGAAGUGUAAGGACGCGGGAUUGACCAAGUCCAUCGGCGUGUCCAACUUUAACCACAAGCAGCUGGAGAGGAUCCUGAACAAGCCAGGGCUCAAGUACAAGCCUGUCUGCAACCAGGUAGAAUGCCACCCUUAUCUCAACCAGAGAAAGCUGUUGGACUUCUGCAAGUCAAAAGAUAUGGUGCUUGUGGCCUACAGUGCUCUGGGAUCCCAUCGAGAAGAAAAGUGUCACUCAUUUUCUUGUUCUUCUUCUGGAGCUAUACCUACAGAAGACAGCCACUGGGAAAUAGAAGAGAAAAAUUGAAGGAUCUGAACCAUUCUUCAUCAAGUCAAGCAUACAUCAAAUGACCUAGAGGGGAUGAUAAAAUACUAAUUGCUGUACCCCUCACCUGGCGCUCUGAUUUAAGGGAUCUGGGGUGAAGUCCGAGAAUUUGAAUUUCUAAUAAGUUCCCAGGUGGUAGAGUGCUGCUGGGAUGGUGACCAUCUUUUGAGAACCUCUGGCCUAGGGGGGGCAAGAACGCACCUGUUCUCUUGGAUGAUCCAGUUCUUUGUGACCUGGCAAAAAAGCACAAGCGCACCUCAGCCCUGAUUGCCCUUCGCUACCAGAUCCAGCAUGGGGUCGUGGUCCUGGCCAAGGGCUUCAAUGAGAAGCGGAUCAGAGAGAACAUGCAGUGCCACUGGCCACCCUGAGUAUCCAUUUACUGAAGAAUAUUAGCAGGGAGCCCUUCGCCAUGCCUUCUACCAGGAGCUCCUGUGUGUGCAGAGUGAUGCGGGAAACGUCUCAGAUGCUCUUGAUUAGAGACAUCACCUAUAGCUAAAUCCAUGCUGCUGAGAAACUCACACUCAACUAGACUCAAGUCUACAGGACAGGCAUUAAAUUUUUGUUGGUUUGCAAGCAAUUAAGGUUAAUUUUACACAGAGAUCCUUACCCAUUCCAGUCUCUGUUUCUGUUAUUUAAAUUUGUUUCUUUCUGUUCAUUAUGGACCAAAACUAGGAUUUGCAGAGAGGCUGAGGAGAAGCGAGAGAUGUAUCAGCAAUUUCAUACACAUUCCUGGUUGGGGACGGAGGGUGGGGCCUCCACUCUGUUAGCAAAGAAGUAGUUAGCAGCCAUGUGAAAGGAUUUCUGAAGCACUUUGAGGACUAUGAAAACACGACAUAUAGUUAGGAAGGUGAGGAACAUGUCAAAAGGAAAACAACACUACAAGGUCUCCCUUGGAGCAGCUCAGAGGAUCAGAGCUCCAGGCAGUCUUGGAAGGAGAGGUCGCUGUGGCCGAUGGUCAGUGGCUAAGUGGGAGGGAAACCAGUCUGAGAGGAUGGACUCGGGUAUGUGCAUUGGGCAGAGGGAGUAGAGCACAUUCACUGAUAUAGUAAUAUUAACACAGGCUCUCUUGAUAAUGGAAUCAGCCUAAAUUAGACCCAAUAUUUGGACCUGGAUGAAUCAUUGCCGGCAAUUCCAUGCCUACAUGUUCAUCCAAGAUCAAUGGAAACCUACGUUCACACAAAGAUUUGUACGCAAAUGUUCAUAGAAGCAUUAUUCAUACUAGCCCAAACUUGGAAUCAAUCCAAUUGCCCAUUAAUUGGUGAAUGGAAUCACAAAAUGUGGUACAUCCAUAAAACUGAAUAUUACUUGCUCAUAAAAUGACUGAAUCAUUGCUGUCUGUAAUGACCAGGAUGAAGCUGAAAUUGUUUUGCCAAAUGAAAGAAGAAAAUCACAAAUGAAUACAUCUCAUAUAAUUAUGUAUACAUGAGAUCACUGGAAAGGAAAAUCUCCAUAGACAUAAGGUCGGUCAGAGGUUGGCUGAGCCUGGGGUUGGGAGCAGUAAUUGCCUACAGAUGGGAUCAGUGGGAGUGAUGGAAAGAUUCCAAGACAGGAUUGUGGUUAUGACUGCAUAACUCUAUCAUUUUACUAGAAGUCACCCAACUAUACAAUUAUAAUAGUGAUUUUCAUGAAUUUUGUGACAUGUAAAUUAUACACCAAUAAAAGUGCUGAAUUCUG